CCUCCCUCCCUCUCCCUCUCUCUCCCUCUCUCUGCUGUGCAGUACUCAGUUCAGUGACACUUUCGGUCAGUGUGUGAAUGAGGGAUGGCUGAUACGGCUCUUGGUAACAACUCUGUGGAUUUCCUCUCAGCUCUGUGGAACUUCUCAGUAGAAGAUGCUGAUGGAGAGAACGAUGCUCGCGACUCCUCUGAGUCCCACAAGCCCAUGGUCCGUGGACUGCUCUCCUUCUCCUACUCCAUCAUCAUCAUCAUCUCUCUGUUUGGGAAUGCAGUGGUGUGUCAUGUGGUGAUGAAGAGUAAACGCAUGCAUUCAGUCACUGGAGUCUUCAUCAUGAACCUGGCCAUCGCUGACAUCCUCAUCACCCUCCUCAACACACCCUUCACUCUGGUGCGCUUCAUCUACAGUACCUGGGUGUUUGGAAAAAUUAUGUGUCAUGUGAGCCGUUUUGCUCAGUACUGUUCUGUCCAUGUGUCUGUGUUCACACUUGUAGCUAUUGCUAUCGACCGGCACCAGGUGGUGCUGCACCCAAUGAAACAGAGGAUGUCCCGCCUCCAGGGCAUGGUCUGGGUCGGGGUGAUCUGGUUGAUGGCCACAUGUUUCUCUCUACCUCAUGCCAUCUACCAAACCCUGCUGCAUUUCAAGAUCAGUGAGGAGAACAUCAGGAUGGUUUGUCUGCCCAGUUUCCCGAAGCCCUCAGACCUUUUCUGGAAGUACCUGGACCUCGCCACCUUUGUCCUGCUCUACGUGUUGCCGUUGAUGAUAAUCACCAUCGCUUACGUUGUCAUGGCCAAAAAGCUGUGGAAGCGCAACGCCAUCGGAGACGUGACACUGGCCCAGAGCUACGCCCACCGCCAGAGGAAGAGGAUGACCAUGAAGAUGCUGAUAGCUGUGGUGGCCGUGUUCGCCAUCUGCUGGUUCCCGUUGAACUGCUACGUGGUUCUGCUGUCUAGUAAAGUGAUCCAGGCGAAUAACGGCGUGUACUUCAGCUUCCACUGGCUGGCCAUGAGCUCCACCUGCUACAACCCCUUCAUCUACUGCUGGCUGAACCACAACUUCAGAGCUGAAAUCAAAUCACUGCUGCUCAUCGGCCGGGGUAAAAUAAGCAGCCAGCAACACUGAAGAACGUAUCUACUUAUCUUCUACAUCUACUCUACAUGCAGCUUUAUUUACAUCCUUCUUCAUUCAUUCAUUCAUCUUCUACCGCUUAUCCGAACUUCUCGGCGUCAGGCGAUCUCAGGCGUCAUCGGGCAUCGAGGCAGGAUACA
This is a messenger RNA of Tachysurus fulvidraco (yellow catfish), 1265 nucleotides long. It is a transcript of the gene gpr83, whose product is annotated as G protein-coupled receptor 83. NCBI's taxonomy places the organism in Eukaryota, Metazoa, Chordata, Actinopteri, Siluriformes, Bagridae. The coding region runs from base 85 to 1119 and encodes 344 amino acids. Gene Ontology annotation, cellular component: membrane. Gene Ontology annotation, molecular function: neuropeptide Y receptor activity. The transcript has 4 exons. The record is from RefSeq and is a predicted model, not a curated record. Gene Ontology annotation, biological process: neuropeptide signaling pathway.